Molecule: messenger RNA, 2138 nt
Organism: Brassica rapa (field mustard)
Lineage: Eukaryota; Viridiplantae; Streptophyta; Magnoliopsida; Brassicales; Brassicaceae
Product: DEAD-box ATP-dependent RNA helicase 25-like
Molecular function (GO): nucleic acid binding; RNA helicase activity; ATP binding
Source: RefSeq, a predicted model, not a curated record
CUCAAAUCAUGGCUCCUAAUGAUUGUUGGUAAUCACAGCUGAGAAUUAAUUUCGUUGCAAGAAAUAAAGAAAACAGUGUAAUUAGGUGCUUAAAACCAUUUCAAAGCAAAUGUGAUGAACUGCAUGCCGUGUCAUUUAUUCGUGAGAAAACUACAUGGCGUUCUUACAAAGCAAUAUGGGCCAACUUUUUCAUUAUCCUAUUACCCAUUAAAAAGCCUUAUUAAUGUUUCCUACAAAAAAAAAAACAAAAAAAAUUCCUACAAAACCUUAUAAAACCCUAAUAAUCGUCCGCUGUAACAACUCGGUUUGUUACAGCCGUGUAGGUUACGGUAAGAGCUUGAAGCUCCUCUCUCAGCUCCUCUUCGUUUCCAUGAAUUCCGAUGGAUCCAACUCCGGUCGUAAGAGACGAAAGAAUGCCGAUGACUCGGGAAACAACAGGGCUUCAAAGAGAGGAAGAGAAGACAAAUUAGCUGUUGAUGAUAGUGAGCCUCCUGUUAAGAAAACAGCUUCUACUAAGGCUACAGAGACAACAAGGAUUGAACAUGUCGAAACAUCAGAUUCUUACUUGUCUAACACAAGAUUUGAUCAGUUCCCAUUGUCUCCCUUAUCUCUAAAAGCAUUAGAGGAUGCUGGAUUUAAGACAAUGACUGUUGUGCAAGAGGCUACUCUUCCUAUCAUUCUCAAAGGUAAAGAUGUCUUAGCCAAGGCCAAAACAGGCACUGGGAAAACAAUUGCAUAUUUGCUUCCAUCAAUUGAAGCUGUUAUCAAAUCUCCUCCUCCAGCAAGCACGGAUAAGAAGAAACCUUCAAUUAUUGUGCUUGUGGUCUGCCCUACUCGGGAACUUGCUUGUCAAGCUGCUGCAGAAGCAAAGACCCUGCUCAAGUACCACUCAUCUAUUGGUGUUGAUGUUGUGAUUGGAGGUAAAAAGCUUCGCUCAGAGCAAAGGCGUAUGCAAAAACAUCCUUGCCGGAUUCUUGUGGCUACACCUGGAAGGCUCAUAGACCAUAUAGACAACACUCCUGGAUUUGCAAGAAGGUUGAGAGGUGUGAAAGUCCUUGUGCUUGAUGAAGCAGAUCAUCUCUUGGACAUGGGUUUCCGAAGGGAUGUUGAGAGGAUCAUCUCCGCUGUUCCUAAGAAGAGACAAACAUUUUUGUUUUCUGCCACGGUGCCUGAAGAGGUCCGCCAAAUAUGCCAUGUUGCUUUGAAACAAGAUCAUGAGUUCGUCAAUUGUGUUCAAGAGGGUAGUGAUGAGACACAUCAAAAGGUCACACAAAUGUACAUGGUAGCAUCACUGGAUAGACAUUUCUCCCUCAUAUAUAUGCUCCUUAAAAGACACAUUGCAGAAAAUGUGGACUAUAAGGUGAUUAUUUUCUGUACGACUGCUAUGGUUACAAGAAUGGUGGCUGAUUUGCUUGGUCAGCUAAGCCUGAACGUCAGAGAGAUCAAUUCUAGAAAACCGCAGGGUUACAGAACCAGAGUUUCUGAUGAGUUUCGCAAGUCCAAGUGUAUUAUCCUUGUUACAUCUGAUGUAUCUUCUCGUGGUCUAGAUUACCCUGAUGUCUCACUAGUCGUACAAAUGGGAUUACCAUCAGACAGGAAACAAUACAUACAUAGACUUGGCAGAACUGGCCGGGAAGACAAGGAAGGGGAAGGUGUACUAUUGUUAGCACCUUGGGAAGAGUACUUUCUGUCAUCUGUAAAAGACUUGCCCAUCACCAAGGCUUCUUUGCCUCAGACAGACCCUGAGGCAGUGAAAAAAGUGAAGAAGGCGCUUAGACAAGUUGAUAUGAAGUACAAGGAGGCGGCUUAUCAGGCGUGGUUGGGUUACUACACAUCUCAGAAGAAGAUUGCAAGGGACACGACUAGACUGGUGGAGUUAGCCAAUGAGUUUAGUCGCAGUAUGGGACUCAGCAUCCCUCCAGCUAUCUCUGCAAACGUUCUUGACAAGAUGGGUCUCAAAAACGUUCCUGGUCUUAGGGUCGCUCCUGGUUCUUAAUAGUAUGUUUUGUUUCAAAACUUUUUUUUUUUUUUGAUGUGUGAUCUCCUGUUAUUCUUGCAAACGCUUAAAUAUUCUGAUUAUUAAAAAAAAAAUCUAAAGUUCGUUGUUUUGAAAUUUAAAUACAUACAGAAAACAUGAU